UCACCACCUGCUAUGUCUCUAGAGUCCAUCACAACAUCCCUCUCGAAACUGUCCAUCUCCCCGGCCGCGACCGUCUCGCAUGGCCCGACCAACUCUCCCCAGUCCUGGCGCGACGCUCUCCAGGCAAGCGGGUCCGCCCCGCAGGGCUUCGAGCUGAUCAAGACGCUCGUGUACAAGCCCAAGACCGCGAAGACCGCGACUCCUGUCCCCGUCUUUGUCAUUGCACGAGAAAGCUCUGAUGUGCCAUCAGGAACGCUCGGGAAGCACCUGAACCUGAAGGAGUUGCGCCUCGCUUCGGAAGAUCUGCUCAAGGAGUUCUUCAACCUCGACAAAAACUCUCUCUCCCCCCUCGCUAUCACCUCAGAAACAUACCCCAAAAUCACCACCGUCAUCGAGUCCUCUAUCGCUUCCUCAACAUCUGUAUUCGCAGUCCGCGGACUCUCGUCAGACUCAACCGUUUUCCUGUCCGGCAAGGAUCUCUAUGCAUAUGUCAAGCAGUUCGCAGCCGGAGGUGCCCCCACACUGCACGAGGUCGAUGUCGCCACCCUCCAGGCUACCGCAGACAGUGCCGCCGCUGCCGUGAGGACAUCGGCCCCCGUAAAGAAGGAGAAGGAGGAGGCCAAGAUCGAGGGUGCGGUCCAGAUUGCUAUUGGGGUGAAGAAGGAGGUCGACUUCCCGACAUGGUACACCAACGUGCUCAUCAAGGCCGAUAUGUUGGAGUACUACAACGUCUCUGGGUGCUACAUCCUCCGUCCCUGGUCAUAUAGCAUAUGGGAGACCAUCCAAGAAUGGUUCAACAGCAAGAUCAAGGCAAUGGGCGUCCAGAACGCCUACUUUCCCAUGUUCGUCUCCGCCAAAGUCCUGGAGCGCGAAAAGGAUCACGUUGAGGGCUUCUCUCCGGAGGUUGCUUGGGUAACACGAGCAGGCAAGUCAGAACUUGAAGAACCGAUCGCUAUCCGUCCCACCUCCGAAACCGUUAUGUACCCCUACUACGCGAAGUGGAUCCAGAGCCACCGCGAUCUCCCCCUCAAGCUGAACCAGUGGAACAGCGUCGUCCGCUGGGAGUUUAAGAACCCGCAGCCCUUCCUCCGCACGCGUGAAUUCCUGUGGCAAGAGGGCCACACUGCGUUCCUCACCAAGAAAGAGGCGGACGAGGAGGUGCUCCAGAUCCUCGACCUCUACCGCCGCGUGUACGAGGAGCUGCUCGCCGUGCCCGUCAUCCCUGGCGUCAAGUCCGAAAAGGAGAAGUUUGCGGGCGGGCUCUACACGACGACCGUCGAGGGCUUCGUGCCCACCACCGGCCGCGGCAUCCAGGGCGCGACGUCGCACUGCCUCGGCCAGAACUUCUCCCGCCCGGAGAUGUUCAACAUCGUCGUCGAGGACCCGGCCGACCCCUCCGGCCAGGGCAAGACGUACGUCUGGCAGAACUCGUGGGGCCUCUCGACGCGCACGAUCGGCGUCAUGGUCAUGAUCCACGGGGACAACCAGGGCCUCGUGCUCCCGCCCCGCGUCGCCGUGCUCCAGGUCGUCGUCGUCCCCUGCGGCAUCACCGCGAAGUCGACGGACGAGCAGCGCAAGGCGGUCAACGACGCCGCGGCGGACCUCGCCGCGCAGCUCAAGGCAGCGGGCAUCCGCGCGCAGGCCGACCUGCGCGACGGCUACACCCCCGGCUACAAGUUCAACGACUGGGAGCAGAAGGGCGUCCCCCUCCGCCUCGAGAUCGGGCCCCAGGACCUCGCCAAGUCCCAGACGCUCACCGCGCGCCGCGACACAGGCGCCAAGGCGCCCGUCCCGCUCGCGAACAUCGCGCAGACCGUCUCCGCGCUGCUCGACACGAUCCAGGCGGACAUGUUCCGGCGCGCGCAGGAGACGUACUUCGCGCGCCUGCGCGAGGUGCGCCGCUGGGAGGACUUCGUGCCGACGCUCGACGACAAGUGCGUCGUCGUCAUCCCCUGGUGCGAGGCGGAGGCGUGCGAGGACGACAUCAAGGACCGCUCCGCGAAGGCGUCCGAGCCGACGGACGAGCGCGCGCCGUCGGCGGGUGCGAAGAGCCUGUGCAUCCCCUUCGACCAGAGCAGGUGGCCGAAGAUCGAGCCUGGGGUCACCAAGUGCGUCGGGUGCGGCAAGGACGCGAAGCGCUGGACCUUGUUCGGCCGCUCGUACUAGGCGCACUGGCCUCCGGGAGGUGUUACUAUGGGGGACGACGCAGCGACCGGUUUGGUAGUCAGUAGAUAUCUUUGACAUGUACACGUACAGUAUUGGGCACGGGGUCGUCUGUUGUCAUUGCGAAUAAGACCAAAUGUUGCAUCACUUGGCAGUCGAUGACAAGUACCUAUAUAGGAGUAGAGAUUCACCGCGAACCACAGUUCAU
Dichomitus squalens LYAD-421 SS1 is the source of this 2371-nucleotide messenger RNA. RefSeq names its product prolyl-tRNA synthetase. The record is from RefSeq and is a predicted model, not a curated record. Lineage: Eukaryota; Fungi; Basidiomycota; Agaricomycetes; Polyporales; Polyporaceae. Gene Ontology annotation, molecular function: proline-tRNA ligase activity; aminoacyl-tRNA deacylase activity; ATP binding. The transcript has 6 exons. Gene Ontology annotation, cellular component: aminoacyl-tRNA synthetase multienzyme complex; cytoplasm. Gene Ontology annotation, biological process: prolyl-tRNA aminoacylation. The coding region runs from base 13 to 2166 and encodes 717 amino acids.